AUGUCGAGCCUGAGCACCCUCCUCAGAGCGAAAUCGAGAAAAACACCACCUCCUCCCCCCCACCUUCGAGGAUGGUUUGGUCCGUAUGGGGGGACCCAGUACAGCCUCGUGGUGUUCAACACGGUGGACUGCGCUCCUGAGUCCUACGUACAGUGUCACGCUCCCACCAGCAGCGCCUACGAGUUUGUCACCUGGCUUGAUGGCAUUAAGUUCAUGGGCGGGGGUGGCGAGAGCUGCAGUCUCAUCGCAGAAGGCCUCAGCACAGCCUUGCAGCUGUUCGAUGAUUUCAAGAAGAUGCGCGAGCAGAUUGGCCAGACACACCGAGUCUGCCUCCUUAUCUGCAAUUCACCGCCAUAUCUGCUGCCUGCUGUCGAGAGUACCACGUAUUCUGGGUGCACGACUGAGAGUCUCGUGCAGAAGAUCGGGGAGCGGGGGAUCCACUUCUCCAUUGUGUCUCCCCGGAAGCUGCCUGCCCUUCGGCUUCUGUUCGAGAAGGCGGCUCCCCCGGCCAUGCUGGAGCCGCUGCAGCCGCCCACUGACGUGAGCCAGGACCCGAGGCACAUGGUGCUGGUUCGGGGGCUUGUGCUGCCUGUCGGGGGUGGCUCAGCGCCAGGCCCCCUCCAGCCAAAACAGCCGGUCCCCCUGCCUCCUGCUGCACCCUCGGGUGCCACUCUCUCAGCAGCCUCCCAGCAGUCUCUGCCUCCCGUGCCCCCGCAGUACCAGGUUCCUGGGAACCUGAGUGCAGCUCAGGUGGCUGCCCAGAAUGCGGUGGAGGCUGCCAAGAACCAGAAGGCAGGGCUGGGCCCUCGCUUCUCGCCCAUCACCCCUCUACAGCAGGCCACUCCAGGAGUGGGUCCCCCCUUCAACCAGGCCCCAGCCCCCCCACUACCCUCAGGACCCCCUGGUGCCCCCAAGCCACCUCCUGCUUCCCAGCCCAGCCUGGUCUCUCAUGUGGCCCCUGGCCCAGGCCUGGCGCCCCCUGCGCAGCCUGGGGCUCCAUCCAUGGCAGGCACAGUGGCCCCAGGAGGAGUAAGUGGCCCUUCCGCAACCCAGCUCGGAGCCCCUGCCCUUGGUGGGCAGCAGUCAGUCUCCAAUAAGCUCUUGGCCUGGAGUGGUGUCCUCGAGUGGCAGGAGAAACCCAAACCUGCCUCAGUGGAUGCCAACACCAAGCUGACGCGGUCCCUGCCCUGCCAGGUCUAUGUGAAUCACGGAGAGAACCUGAAGACGGAGCAGUGGCCCCAGAAGCUCAUCAUGCAGCUCAUCCCCCAGCAGCUGCUGACCACCUUGGGCCCUUUGUUCCGGAACUCAAGGAUGGUCCAGUUCCAUUUCACCAACAAGGACCUGGAAUCUCUCAAAGGCCUCUACCGCAUCAUGGGUAACGGCUUUGCGGGCUGCGUGCACUUCCCCCACACGGCUCCCUGCGAGGUGCGCGUGCUCAUGCUGCUGUACUCGUCCAAGAAGAAGAUCUUCAUGGGCCUCAUCCCCUACGACCAGAGCGGCUUUGUCAACGGCAUCCGGCAGGUCAUCACCAACCACAAGCAGGUCCAGCAGCAGAAGCUGGAGCAGCAGCGAGGGAUGGGGGGACAGCAGGCACCCUCAGGACUGGGCCCCAUCCUGGAGGACCAAGCAAGACCCGCACAGAAUCUGCUCCAGCUCCGCCCUCCACAGUCCCAGCCUCAGGGGACCGUGGGGGCCUCUGGGGCCACUGGACAGUCCCAGCCCCAAGGUACUGCCCAGCCCCCCCCAGGUGCCCCCCAAGGCCCUCCUGGAACAGCCCCUGGCCCGCCCCCUCCCGGACCCAUCCUUCGGCCUCAGAACCCUGGGGCCAACCCCCAGCUGCGGAGCCUCCUCCUCAACCCACCACCGCCCCAGACUGGGGUGCCCCCACCCCAGGCUUCCCUCCACCACCUCCAGCCACCAGGAGCUCCUGCGCUGCUCCCCCCACCUCACCAGGGCCUGGGCCAGCCCCAGCUAGGCCCCCCCCUCUUGCAUCCGCCGCCUGCCCAGUCCUGGCCCACGCAGCUUCCCCAGCGGGCUCCACUACCAGGUCAGAUGCUGCUGAGCGGGGGUCCCCGGGGCCCGGUCCCCCAGCCGGGCCUGCAGCCCAGCGUCAUGGAGGACGACAUCCUCAUGGAUCUCAUCUGAACCCCCAACACCCAAUAAAGUUCCUUUUUAACACAC
This is a messenger RNA of Carlito syrichta (Philippine tarsier), 2181 nucleotides long. RefSeq names its product mediator complex subunit 25 (gene MED25). NCBI's taxonomy places the organism in Eukaryota, Metazoa, Chordata, Mammalia, Primates, Tarsiidae. The record is from RefSeq and is a predicted model, not a curated record. Gene Ontology annotation, biological process: positive regulation of transcription by RNA polymerase II. Bases 1 to 2145 code for a protein of 714 amino acids. Gene Ontology annotation, cellular component: transcription regulator complex; mediator complex. The transcript is spliced from 17 exons.